ACCCUUCGCGAUUCAAAUUCCUGCGAUGAACAACACGGAUGUGGUACCCCUGUUGUCACACACACACACAAACACAUGGUACCAAGUAGCGCCUCCAUCCAAGAACACUUAAAAAAAACAGAAACAAAACAAUCCUAAUCGAUGUAUCGGAUAGGAAGGGGUUAAGACGUGGCGGCUCCCAUCGACGUCGCCAUGAUCAAAUGAAUUCGCGGGUAAUUAAGUAUCGAUUUUCCCGCGGAGAGAGAGUGCUGUGCUUCGAGCCCGACCCCACCAAGGCCAAGGUGCUGUACGACGCCAAGGUCCUUGAUGUUGUCCUUGCUAGUAGUGAUCAACAUGGAAGGCGAGUCCCAAAGUACCUGAUUCAUUUCAACGGCUGGAACAGCAGCUGGGAUCGUUGGACUGAGGAAGAUAAUGUCCUUGGGGACUGCGAAGAAACCCGAACAUUGCAACUGAAACUGGCUCGUAAAGCGGCAGGUCGCAUGAAGAGAAAGGGGUGGGGGAAGGGGCGUCGCCAGGCAGAUGUUAAACCCUCUCUGAAGACCCUCCCCAAAGAGGAAGACAGCGACGACCCAUGUAAGGGCGCACCGGACAUGACAUGUUUGAUCUCGUCUUCGGGAAGCAGUGACGACGACGACACAGACCAGGACUCCUCCAACAGCGGUGACACCACCUUCUCCGAGGACCUGAACAAGAUGGUGAAGCACGCACUCCACACUAAGGGGGUGGAAGAGGAGGAGCCGCAGGUGAAGCAGGAGAGUGAGGACGAGGCCUCGGUCCAGAUGGACGUCAGCAUCACCAUCCCCGACGUCCUGAAGAAGAAGCUGGAGGACGACUGCUUCUACGUCAACAAGAGGAAGAGGCUGGUGAUCGUGCCGUGUCAGACCAAUGUGGUGCACAUCCUGGAGUCGUACGUCAAGCACUUUGCCAUCAACCGGGCCUUCCUGGCCAACGAGCGCUACCGCCGCAGCCAGGCAGCCGGCCAGCCUGCCCUCAGUCCCGGGGCCGUGCCCCCCGAGAAGAAAGAUUAUCCUGACGAGAUAUUCAGUAGUCUCUGUGUGCCCCUCAGCGAGGACCUGUGUAAGGAGAUGGUGGACGGCCUGAGGAUCACCUUCGACUUCACGCUGCCCAUGAUCCUGCUGUACCCGUGCGAGCAGGCGCAGUUCAAGAAGGUCAGCUCGUCCCGCAUCUUCUUGCCCGUCAGCGAGCCGUCGCUGGGCGCCAGCCGCCACGCCUUCAGCGUCCAGCGCGACCGCAGCCCCAGCCCCCCGGGCCACAACCCCCCCACCCCGCAGUCCACCGACAGCCAGCCCGCCCUGAGCGACGUCUCCGCCGUCACGCCCACGACCACCACCCCCACCCUCCCGGGCGCCGCCCCCACCCCGGCGGCCCCGCCCACUACCCCCACCCCCACCCCCACUACCCCCGCCCCCGUCGCCGCCGCCCCCGCCGUCGCCGUCGCCCCCACGCCGACGCCUAAACGCCGUCGCCACGCCGACAUGGACUGCCUGACGCACCAGUCGCUGCAGAGCAUCCAGUCGCUGCGGCGCUCCACCCGCGCCAACACCACCAGCGCCACCACCGUCGCCACGGCAACGGGCUCGGGGGAGCGGUCCGCUGACGGCGGGGCCAGCAGCGGAGGCGGAGGCAGCACGGCAGCGUCGCCCCAGCCCAAGAGACGCCUGGUGGAACCUCAGGCCCAGCCCAAGUUCUUCUUCAACUUGGACCGAAGAACCCCUGGCCACAGCGGCUCCUCCUCCCCGUUGCCCCUGACGCCCAGCCGGGAGAGGGGCGGGCCCUUCUACGGGCUGGAGAGCCGCCGGAAUAACGAGCUCAACGAGGUGCUGAGCUGGAGGCUGACCCCGGACAACUACCCCACGAGUGACCAGCCCCCCCCUCCCUCCUACCUGUACGGGUCUCAGCACCUUCUGCGGCUCUUUGUGAAGCUCCCUGACAUCCUGGGCCAGAUGCACAUCCCCGAGAGGAACCUCCGUGCCCUCAUCAAACACCUGGAGCUGUUCCUCAGGUUCCUGGCCGAGUUCCACGAGGACUUCUUCCCGGAGUCGGCCUACGUGUCGGCGUCCGAGGCCCACUACAGCAUGAAGCAGCCCAGGACCGUCUACUGAGGGGUCCUGGGGUGAAUGUACCCCCUCCUCCACCACCCCCCCCCCCCCCCCCCCCCCCCCCCCAGAUGGGAGAUUGGUCCAGGCUGGAGUGACGGAGGAGGGGAGAAUCUACUUGUGCUUUCGUGGUGCAAACGGCCGUUUCCCUGGAGUCUGUGCUACGCUACGCUAGGCUAAGCUACGCUGUUCUGAACUGUGCUCUUCUGUUCUACGCUAAAUGCAGGACUCCGCUCGGCUACGCUACGCGGAACUAGGCUACGCUGUGCUGCGCUAUGUGGGAUGACGCUAGGCUACGCUACAACUGUCUGUGAUGGACUAUGCUCGGGCCACGCCGCGCCACGCCACGCUACGCUAUGCUAACCUAGGCUAUGCUAGGCUCCUCUGUGAUUCUCUACUGCUCGGCGGGCUGGAUCAGCACUACCUUGCCCCGCGUCUCUGCCUCCUCUGUUGACCUCUCCUCUCCUUCACGUCUGGCCUGCACUGCCUCUAUGCUAACUCUGCCUCUAUUCUCACCUCCAGGUCAGCAGUAAUGGGAUAUAGAGAGAGAUGUAUAAACGUCCUCCAGUGACCGUAGGGGUUCGACAGUCGACUGUUUGAUCACGUGGCAUGUAUUCUUUAUUUCUUCGGGUUUCUCUUUUUUUGUUUGUUGUGCUGACUUUGAGAGCGCGACGUCUAUAAAAAGCCCCACAAACGUAAGCCUUCAAACGAUUCCACUUUCUCCGACCCCUCCAGUUGAAAUACUGCCGAGAUGCCGAUGGAUAGGUUUCCCGGGGUACCUCCUCCCCCCAAUUUGGGGAUCGCCCUUAUUUCUAAGAGGGUGCCCAUUCCCCUCGAAGCCCCUUGAUACAACCAGCAUGUGGAGAAGUUUCCCCCAAAACGUGUUUUUUUUUUUUUUUUUUAUCCAUGCUCUUGUAUAUACAUGUCUGUUUUUUUACGCUCCCUUGAACAAUUUUUUUUACAUACAUUUUUUACGCUCCCUUGAAAGUGCCCCAGUGCACUGACCCGGAGCCGCUGUAACGCGGUUGUGCUGUGCAGUUGUGGGCCGCGACAGGCUGCUAGGCUGUGGCUCUGUCGUCUGCAGUUUUGUGUUUUUCAUUCUGCGAGGACACAAAGGGGUACAUUGCACUGCGCCUUGCUGGGAUGUGUCCCUACGCGCUUCCUGCUUUCUCUCUCGUUCUCUCUCCAAGGACGGUGUCUCUUGUUCGCUGGCUCUCUUUGCUCUCCUAAAGGCAAUGUCUGUCGCUCACUCUUUGUAUGCUCUCUCUCUCCUAAGGCCUGUCUCUCGCUCUAUCACCCCAAUAGCAAUGUCUUUCUUUCAAUCUCUCUCCCUCCAAAGGCAAUGUUUCUCCCUCUCUCCCCCCAAAGGCAAUGUCUCCCCCUCUCUGGACCCAAAGACAUGCCUCUCGCUCUCUCCCCCCCCAAAGGCAAUGUGUCUUUCACACACAACUGUUUAUUGGCCUCUCCUCGGGUUUGGGGUUCACAUUCCCGCCAAUGUUGUCCUACCACAUUUAGACUUGUAUGGACUUAGUUUUUUUUUACUGAAGGACAAAAUGUGUCUGUCUUUGUUUGUUGUAGAACAGAAAGAAUAUUAAGGUUCACAUCUAGAUGUACUUUGCGAAGUAGCUUUCCUCGACUGAACUAUUACCAACAUGCCGAUUUAUGUAACAAAGGCCGUCUUUUUUUACUUUGGUCUGAAUGAAAACAUGAUUUUGGAAGGAACUAGAUGUUGAGUUUUCACCCUUACGUUCUGAGGAAGAUAGUUAUUUGUUCGUAAUAACAUUGAAAAUGUGAAUAAAGAGAUGCCUCUUUACCAAG
Gadus morhua (Atlantic cod) is the source of this 3935-nucleotide messenger RNA. RefSeq names its product male-specific lethal 3 homolog. The record is from RefSeq and is a predicted model, not a curated record. Gene Ontology annotation, cellular component: nucleus; MSL complex; NuA4 histone acetyltransferase complex. The transcript has 15 exons. The coding region runs from base 201 to 2123 and encodes 640 amino acids. NCBI's taxonomy places the organism in Eukaryota, Metazoa, Chordata, Actinopteri, Gadiformes, Gadidae. Gene Ontology annotation, biological process: regulation of DNA-templated transcription; chromatin organization.